This is a messenger RNA of Pimephales promelas (fathead minnow), 2101 nucleotides long. RefSeq names its product F-box protein 9 (gene fbxo9). Gene Ontology annotation, biological process: SCF-dependent proteasomal ubiquitin-dependent protein catabolic process. The record is from RefSeq and is a predicted model, not a curated record. Gene Ontology annotation, molecular function: protein binding. Gene Ontology annotation, cellular component: SCF ubiquitin ligase complex; cytoplasm. Lineage: Eukaryota; Metazoa; Chordata; Actinopteri; Cypriniformes; Leuciscidae.
AGCGCUGCUGUCACUCCCAAACUCACUCGUCAUGAUGGCUGCCGUGUGGCGAGCUCGCGUAUUUGCCCGCUCUGUCGUCCGUUUCUCUGAUCGUGAUUUGUAAAAUAUUCGUUGAAAGCACGUCUUUAAAAGCGACAUUAUAAGAGCUCGCAAAAUAACUUGUUAUGGCUGAAAUCAACCAAAAUACUGAUGGCACUGUUGAAGAAGUGGAAGAUGAAAAUUCAGAGGAUACUAAUAUUCAAAUGGAGCUCAGUGCUUUCCGGGCCAAGUGGAUGUCCGAGCUUCAGCCUUCAGGUGGGAGGAGGAGCCUCCAGAAAUCUGCUGAGCUGAAGAGGAGACAGGAAAUAGCUAAAGAGGAAAAGGCCCGAGAGCUGUUCCUGAAGGCAGUCGAGGAAGAGCAGAAUGGAGCGGUUUAUGAAGCCAUCAAGUACUACAAGAGUGCGAUGCUGCUGGUCCCGGACAUUGAGUUUCGGAUCAACUACAGCAGAACUCCUGAUCCGGACCGGAGUGGGGGCUACUUGGAGGACAACGAGAAGGACCGCGAGAUUGACGAUCUGCUGACCUACUUCCAGCAGCAGCUGAUGCUGGGCUGCGACACCAUGAAGCUGUGUGAGCCGGACACAGACACGUCACAGGUGCACAUCUCAGCUUUGCCCUUCGAGGUGCUCAUGUAUAUCUUCCGCUGGGUGGUGUCAUGUGACCUGGACCUUCGAGCCCUGGAGCAGCUCUCAUUGGUUUGCAGGGGUUUCUAUAUCUGUGCAAGGGACCCUGAGAUUUGGCGCUCUGCUUGUUUGAGGGUGUGGGGGCGAAGCUGCACCAAAAUGCUGCCGUUUUCAUCCUGGAGAGAGAUGUUUUUGGAGAGGCCACGUGUGCGCUUUGAUGGUGUUUACAUCAGCAAAACCUCAUACAUCCGUCAGGGGGAGGAGUCUCUGGACGGCUUCUACAGGGCUUGGCACCAGGUGGAGUAUUACAGGUACCUGCGCUUCUUCCCUGACGGUCAGGCGAUGAUGUUGACCACCCCCGAGGACCCGUUGGCCGCCGUCCCAAGGCUGCGCAGCAAGAACUCCAGGAUGGACUCCAUCAUGCUUGGCCAUUAUCGGCUGUCCCAGGAUACAGACAAUCAAACCAAAGUUUAUGUUGUUGUCUCCAAGAGGAAAGAAGAGAAGGUGUCCGAGUACCAGAGGGGCCGGUUCUGCAGGCGGAACCCAGUUCCCGACGCCGAGCGCUCGUUUCACGUGGGACUGCAGCUGUCCUCUGGGGGGCGCCAGCGCUUCAACAAGCUGGUGUGGAUCCACCAUUCCUGCCACAUCACCUACAGAUCCACCGGAGAGACCGUCGUCACUGCGUUUGAUGUGGAUAAGAUGUACACGCCUCUGUUUUUUGCACGAGUCAAGAGCUUCACCGCCUUCUCAGAGCGCCCUCUGUAGGACGACCCCGGCGAUGCAUGACGGAAGCCGACCUUUGAUCUUUCUCCUAGAUGAAUGUACAAGAAUCGUGUGAGAUUUAGUCUUAACUGCAGCUCAAAGCAUUAUAUUUUGUUCUCAUGGAUAGUGUAAGAGAUCUGUCACGCUCUUAUUGUAAAGAUACAAAUACUAUAUAUAGAGAGAGAGAUCGUCUUUAUGAGGUUUGUGAUGAAUGUUCACUUUGUUUGUGUGGAUUUCAGUGAGGGAACAUGCCUACUGACAACUGGAUCACCCAAAUAAAUCAGAUGUGAUGUGUUCUGCUUGCUUCUCAUUUACAUAUCUACAUAAUGUUCAAAUCAAAACACUUUUUCUUUCUUUAUUACUCAUUCCUGGUCUUCAUUUUGCUGAUGAUGUCACUAAAAUGCUCCUCUCUAAGCACUUCAUUCUGGUCAUGAUUCUUUCUCUUCCUAUCAGAUCAAAUCUAUAUUUUUCAGCAGGAGACACUUUCCGCCACUGAAUAAUAAAUACAAUAAUAAUUGCAUGACGUAGAGUCGCAAUUAUCUUUUAAGUGGUGUUAUCCCGUGGCGGAAACGAGCUUCUAUACUUCGGUCAUAAUAAAAGCUGAUGUUACUCAUAAAUAACAAAAUAAUGCAUUUAUCUGUAAACUGGGUAAAAUAUAAUAAAUAAAUUCAGCUCCA